Messenger RNA from Lethenteron reissneri (Far Eastern brook lamprey), 2968 nucleotides. Its product is annotated as polypeptide N-acetylgalactosaminyltransferase 18-like. The record is from RefSeq and is a predicted model, not a curated record. Gene Ontology annotation, biological process: protein O-linked glycosylation. Gene Ontology annotation, cellular component: Golgi apparatus. Lineage: Eukaryota; Metazoa; Chordata; Hyperoartia; Petromyzontiformes; Petromyzontidae. Gene Ontology annotation, molecular function: polypeptide N-acetylgalactosaminyltransferase activity.
ACCCUGAGUGCAGCAUGGCGGUAGCGAGGAGGUCGAGUCUGCUGUGUGUGGCGCUCCUCUUCUCGUGCCUCGUCAACCUCUUCUGGUUCCAGCGCGGCUCCACAACGACGACGACGACGUCGCGGGACGCCGUGACGGGCCGCGAGGGGAGCGCCCUCCAGCGCUCUCUCGAGAGGGUCGCCAACGGGCCAAUGGUGGAGACACUCAACGACGGGACUCUGACGGAGCAGCUCAACGACAUCGAGACCAUGUUGGAGAAGAUCCUCAAAGGAUUGCACAAGAGCGAUGGGACAUCGAAGAAAGAGGUCGUGUGCGAGGGGAACCAGUGGGUACCCGACCCCGAGACCCCGCUCUUCAAGGAGUGGGGCAAGGACCUCCCGGCGCGGCAGAAGCGCAAGGCGUGUGCCCGCUUCCUCACCUACGGCUACAACGCCUACCUGAGCGACCGGCUGCCCCUCGACCGCGACGUGCCUGACAACCGCCCUCCCGGCUGCAGCACCAAAUGGUACCCGUCAGAGCUGCCGGGUCUCAGCCUGGUGCUGAUCUUCUACAACGAGGCCGUCUCCAUCCUGCUGCGCGCCGUCACCUCCGCCGUGCGCAACACACCGCACCACCUCCUCAAGGAGAUCAUCCUCGUCGACGACUGCAGCGACUACGAUGACCUGCAGGAAGGGUUCGACUCCCUCGUCCAGGAGCUGGGCCGCAAGUACGACCAUGUGAAAUUCCGGCUGGAGCGGCACACGGGACGGAGGGGCCUCAGCGCGUCGCGUGUCACCGGCAUCCGAGCGGCCUCAGCGCCUGUGGUGGCCGUCAUGGACGCCCAUGUGGAGUUCCCCGUUGGAUGGGCCGAGCCAAUCCUGGCGCGAAUCCAGGAGGAUCGCCGUGUGGUGGUCUCCACGGUGUUCGACAACACGCACUACGACACGUUCGUCGUACACCGCUACGAGUCGCAGGCACAGACGUUCACCUGGCAGCUGUGGUGCACCUACAGAGAGCCUCCCCUCGACUGGAUCACCAACAAGGACCUCACGGCCCCCAUUAAGAGUCCAAUCGUGAUGGGCUGCAUGGCGGCCAGCAAGAGCUACCUGGAGGAGAUCGGCUUUCUGGAUGAAGGCAUGCAGGUGUACGGAGGGGAGAACGUGGAGCUGGGCCUCAGGGUGUGGCAGUGCGGGGGCAGUGUGGAGGUGCUGCCCUGCUCGCGCUUGGCUCACAUCGAGCGCUACUUCAAGCCGUACGCCCCGGACCUGAGCAUCCACAUGCGCAGGAACGCGCUGCGCGUGGCCGAGAUCUGGAUGGACGACUACAAGAAGAAUGUCUACCUGGCCUGGAACCAACCCGUGAAUGGCUCUGGGAUAGACAUCGGCGAUAUCUCAGACCGCGUGGCUCUGCGCAAGCGGCUCAACUGCAAGAGCUUCGAGUGGUACCUGGAGAACGUGCUGCCCUCACUGCCCAACCACAAGGAUAUCGUCCAGUACGGCGUGAUGAGGAGCGUUGAGAGGAAGGACCUGUGCCUGGACCGGGGCGACCCCCAGAAGAACACCCCCAUCAUCCACCCCUGCCAUGGAUUUCAACCCCAGUUGGCAGUGGAAACGUCUACCAAGAGGAUCAUGGUGGGCUUUAACGUGGACCUGAAGUCUCCCGGAGUCAUCUGCGUGGGGAUGUCCGAGGCAGGGACUGAGCCCGCCCUGCUCGAUUGUGACCUGGAGUCGGUGCAAGAGAGGAUCCUCAAGUUCCAGGACGGAGAACUGCGAAGCGGAGACGGAGCCAAGUGCCUGGAGGUGCGAGAGGUGGAGGGCGAGAGCUUUGGCGCUCGGCUCGUCAUCCAGCCCUGCACCGGAAAGAAGUGGAUCGUGGAGUUUUACAGUCCCCCCAAGUGAUCCCAGUCAUCAUCCUCUUCAUCAUCGUCAUCGUGAUGAAGACGGCGAUGACGAUCGUGACGAUGAUCGUUUACAGAGCGAGACCAAAUUUUCUAUAAUAAUUAUAAUUAAUGAUAAGAGAGGUGGCAACUGAUUUGUGCCUUUGGGAUGUUUUUUUUUAAGCAAUAUAUAUUUAAAAGAGGAGAACUGUAAAGAAACGACAGUGAAACUCUCUGCUGUGUUAACACGGUUGUGCCGAUUUCUGAAGGGCUGCAUUUUGUUUUGCUUUGCGCGGGAAUAGUUGCACGGCGAGAGCCGAUAUCACAGCGCGGGUGUCGAUUGACAUGGCUGGCACCGGCGUCACAACGGGAAUGCCCGCGCGUCUCCGCUUGUAUCUCCGUGUUUGUGUCUCUGCGGGUGUGUGUCUCCGUGUCUGUGUGUGUCUCCGUGUCUGUGUGUGUGCGUGCGCGUCUCCGCUUGUAUCUCCGUGUUUGUGUCUCUGUGCGUGUGUGUGUGUCUCCGUGUCUGUGUGUGUCUCCGUGUCUGUGUGUGUGCGCGUCUCCGCUUGUAUCUCCGUGUUUGUGUCUCUGUGCGUGUGUCUCCGUGUCUGUGUGUGUCUCCGUGUCUGUGUGUGUGCGUGCGCGUCUCCGCUUGUAUCUCCGUGUUUGUGUCUCUGUGCGUGUGUGUCUCCGUGUCUGUGUGUGUCUCCGUGUCUGCGUGUGUGCGUGCGUGUAUCCGUUUGUAUCUCCGUGUUUGUGUCUCUGUGUGUAUGUGUCGGUCUGUGCGUGUGUCUCCGUGUCUGUGUGUGUCUCCUUAUCUGUGUGUGUGCGUGCGUGUAUCCGUUUGUAUCUCCGUGUUUGUGUCUUUGUGUGUAUGUGUCGGUCUGUGCGUGUGUGUGUCUCCGUGUCUGUGUGCGUGCGUGUAUCCGUUUGUAUCUCCGUGUCUGUGUGUGUGUGUAUCCAUAUCCGUGUGUGUGUGUCUUUGUCUUUUAGUCUCCAUGUUUCUGUGUGUGUAUUAAUGUGUGUGUGCAUGUGCGUCAUCGUUUGGGGGGCCAGCGACGGCGGCCGACGGCAGCUUGCACUGCGCGUGCCUCGCCGGUGGAGAGGCGAGUG